Messenger RNA from Gadus chalcogrammus (walleye pollock), 2624 nucleotides. RefSeq names its product transketolase-like. Bases 125 to 2005 code for a protein of 626 amino acids. Gene Ontology annotation, molecular function: transketolase activity; thiamine pyrophosphate binding. The record is from RefSeq and is a predicted model, not a curated record. Lineage: Eukaryota; Metazoa; Chordata; Actinopteri; Gadiformes; Gadidae. The transcript has 14 exons.
AAAGUCCUCCUCCUCAUCGCUACCUCUACCAGCGGCUGUCUAGUCUACGGCGUGGUGCAGGAACACGGUUGUUACAAUAAAUCGAUUAAAUAAAUUGAUAAUCAUCAUCGACUAUUGCAAAGCCAUGGCUAGCUACCACAAACCCGAUGAGAAAACUCUGCAGGGACUGAAAGACGUCGCCAACAAGCUGAGGAUCCACUCCAUUAAUGCGACAUGCGCUUCAAACUCCGGCCAUCCGACCUCAUGCUGCAGCGCAGCCGAGCUCAUGUCGGUGAUGUUCUUUCACUCCAUGCGAUACAAAGCCGCUGACCCCCGCAACCAGUGCAACGACCGUUUUGUCAUGUCAAAGGGCCACGCUGCACCAAUCCUGUAUGCCGCCUGGGUAGAGGCCAACUAUGUGAAGGAAGCAGACCUGCUGAACCUGCGCAAGAUAGACAGUGACCUGGAGGGGCACCCUACACCCAAACUGGCCUUUGUUGACGUGGCCACUGGCUCCCUGGGCCAGGGCCUGGGGGCGGCCUGCGGGAUGGCCUACACUGGGAAAUACUUUGACAAGUCUAGCUACCGUGUGUACUGCAUGAUGGGUGACGGGGAGUGCUCCGAGGGCUCUGUGUGGGAGGCCAUGUCCUUCGCCUCUAUCUACAAGCUGGACAACCUGGUGGCUGUGCUGGACGUUAACCGUCUGGGCCAGAGUGAGCCUGCACCCCUUCAGCACGACAUGGAGGUCUACCGCAAGCGCUGUGAAGCCUUUGGGUGGAACACGUACGUUGUGGACGGCCAUGACGUGGAGGAGCUGUGCAAGGCUUUCUGGCAGGCCAAGCAGGUCAAGGACAAGCCCACCUGCAUCGUGGCAAAGACCUUCAAGGGCAAAGGACUCAAAAACAUCGAGGACUUGGAGAACUGGCACGGGAAACCCAUCCCCAAGGACCGUGUGGACGAGCUCCUGAAGGAGCUGCAGAACCAGAUCCAGGUGCCCAACAAGAAGAUGGUCGUCGAGCUGCCCAAGGAGGACACGGCGGUGGCGGACCUCUCUCCCAUCCGCCUGCCCAAACCCCCAGCAUACAAACUGGGAGACAAGUUUGCGACCCGGCGUGCGUACGGCGUUGCGCUGGCCAAGCUGGGAGAGGCCAGCAAGAGGGUGGUGGCCAUGGACGGAGACACCAAGAACUCCACCUUCUCCGAGACCUUCAAGAAGGCCUUCCCCGAGCGCUACGUCGAGUGCUUCAUCGCCGAGCAGAACUUGGUCAGUGUAGCCAUCGGCUGCGCCACCAGAGACCGCACGGUGGCGUUUGCCAGCACGUUUUCAGCCUUCUUCUCCAGGGCGUACGACCAGAUCCGCAUGGGUGCCAUCUCCCAGUCUAAUGUCAACCUGGUGGGCUCCCACUGCGGGGUCUCCAUAGGUGAGGAUGGGCCUUCUCAGAUGGCCCUGGAGGACCUGGCUAUGUUCCGUGCCAUCCCCACGUGCACAGUCUUCUACCCCAGCGACGCGGUGUCCGCAGAGAGGGCGGUGGAGCUGGCGGCCAACACCAAGGGAAUCUGUUUCAUUCGCACUAGCAGACCAGAAUCAAAGGUCAUCUACGCCCCAGAUGAGAAGUUUGAAGUGGGCGUGGCUAAGGUGGUGCGCCAGUCUGACGACGAUCAAGUGACGGUGAUUGGAGCUGGUGUGACUCUGCACGAGGCGCUGGAAGCUGCCGACAUCCUGGCUAAAGAGGGGAAGAACAUCCGAGUGGUAGACCCGUUCACCAUCAAGCCCCUGGACGCUGCCACCAUCCUGUCUGCCGCCAGGGCCACAGGCGGACGCAUCAUCACCGUGGAGGACCACUACAAAGAGGGUGGUCUCGGGGAGGCGGUGCUGUCGGCGGUGGGGGAGGAACCCGGCGUGGUGGUGACCCGCAUGGCGGUGAGCGGUGUGCCCCGCAGCGGGAAGCCCCAGGAGCUGCUGGACCUCUUCAAGAUCAGCGCCAAGCACAUCGCCCAGGCCGUGCGCCAGACCUACGCCAACUAGAGGAAGCGGAGGAAGGAGCUCUCCACGCAGCACUUCUGCAUUCCUCAUCCACCGACUCCCAGCAGCUAAAUCUCCCGCAGAACCUUUUGACCUCACCUAGUACUCUGGCGCCCACUUGUGGCAUUGACUACCGUGUGCAGCCUGUAACUUCUAGUAUCCGCUACCCAACCUUUGUGGAUUUCAGUAAUUCAAGACUGGAGGGAAUAAAGGUUUUAAUUUGUAGUGCCCUAGCUAAGCGCCAUGUUAACUUUUCUUAUUCUGUAACCCACCGCAACCCUAAAAUGACCUAUUUUACAGCUGUUUUUGUUGGUUUCCUACAGCUUGCGGUGUCUACUUAUUUUCCAUGCACUUGUUUGUAUAUUCACAUGUUUUUGUUCCGUCCAGGUUCUGCUCUACUUGACAAUACACUCAGCAUUCCACUGUUCGCUUGCUGUUCAUUCCAUUUGGUGUAGUGCUGAACACUUGGUGGUCCUUGCAGAGUUGAACCGACUGUGUACUAUGGGUUGUUUGUGUGGCUGUAUGUACUUGACUGCUUUAACUGUUACUAAUGGUGGUGAAAAUUUGAUCUGUCAUCUGGAUUGCAGUGCUGCGUACCGAAAUAAAAAAAGACUUGAGAAAA